This is a messenger RNA of Hibiscus syriacus, 453 nucleotides long. RefSeq names its product (S)-8-oxocitronellyl enol synthase-like. The coding region runs from base 1 to 453 and encodes 150 amino acids. Lineage: Eukaryota; Viridiplantae; Streptophyta; Magnoliopsida; Malvales; Malvaceae. The record is from RefSeq and is a predicted model, not a curated record. The transcript is spliced from 2 exons.
AUGGCAGGGCUGAGCUUAGCUGAAGCCUUGAAGAUCCCUAAAGCCCUUGUUAGUCCCUUGAAAGUUUAUGGUUCAGCAAUGCCAACUUGGUUUCCUUCUUCGGUCCUCGAUAAAUACAUCGUUUUCGAUGUUACCGACACUGGCGACAUGGCAGAUAAGGUCGCUCUUUUCUCCGGCGAAGUCACCCAUGUACUCAGCCACAUCACGGUUCAGACUGGCACCCAACAUUACAUGAGUCCGAUCCAUGAUCUAUCGGAGAUGACUCGUGGUUCCAACCCCCAUGAACCGCCCUUUAUGGAGGAUUUACCCCGGUUUCCUUACCCUAACUUCUACUACGCACUUGAAGACUUCGUGAAGUCAUACGUACCGACGUUGACAUACAUUGUUCACUGUUCGUCGAUCAUAAUCUGUGCUACUUACCCUAACAGUGUAUGCAUCGAUCUGCUGAUAUGA